AUGUCGGGCGCUUCACCGACUGUCUUUCCCUGGGAGUGCAGGGACCGGGAGGACCAGGCCAAGGCGGCCUUUCAGCAUCCUCUUCGACGUGCCAAUCAGUCUCUUGCCGAGGAGAACAUGCGACUCAAGCGCAUCCUCCGAGAGAAUGGCAUUUCCUGGUCUCCCAUCGCCUUGAGCCACAUGCAGCAGCUCAACCCGCUGAAGCGCAAGACCCGAUCCUCCAUGACUGCUCAGGAGCUUGGCCGUCCUUAUCUGCCCAUGGAAGUCCUUCUGCGCAUCCUCAAGUUCGCUAUGCAGUCACCUCACCCUAUCAUUGACCCACUGUCCCCUCUCACACCCGAGAAUCUGUCCGACAAGGAGAAGGCCCAUGGCAACCAUAUCGCUAUUCAUUUCCUCGCUACCUGCAAGGCCCUUCACGUUGAGGGCACUCGUUAUCUCUGGGAGUCGAACCAGUUCACGUUUACCACCCCUCAGGCCGUCCGCGCUUUUGCCGAUCUGCCCUCCAAGUUCCGUCAAGGCAUCACUCAUGUCAACUUUCGCAUCAUUGCCAAGUACUACGAUGAUCAGCGUGGUCGCCGUCACAAGCUCGACCGUUGCUAUCACUCGGAUCUGAGAAAGGACCAGCUUUUGAAGGUUCAGCUGCGUCCCACCGAGUCUCCUCUCAUCCGCGGCGGGUUCCGGUGCUACACCUGGAACCAGAUUGUCGACUUUCUCGAGGGGCUUCGUGCUCCCUUCGAUCCGAGUUACCGGAACAAGAAGCAGCCGCGACCUAGACUGCUGCCAUCUCUCACGUCUCUGCGGGUCGACCUGGUCAACUUUUCCGACACCCUUCUCCCAUUCUCCGGGUCAGAGCUGCACGACAUUUGCUCUCAUGAGCUCGGCUGCACCCUGAAUGAGCUCCAGCUCACGGGAAUGCCUUUUGAUGAUGCCGGGAUGAAGGCUUCAGCUGAGAUGAGUGGCAUGCUCAAGGAUGAAGGCCUCUAUCUCGACGGACCAGCGGCAUACAUUGCCCAUUCUCGCUACCUGCAGCCUCUUUCGGGAAAGAGAUGGUGCGCCAGGGUCAUCCGCGCUUGGAAGGCCAAGGAGAACCCCGAUGACGAUAGCGACGACGACUCUGACACUAUCCACGGCCACUCUCACGGCCACGCAAGACUCGGAGCCCUUCCACCCGCUCCCAAGGAAGAGGGACACCCAACUUCCAACCGCGACGAGGAGAGCGUCAUCUGGAAGCGAGUUCCCACCUCCCGCGAUGUCGAGAGUCGAGAGUGGAUUCAGUUUUCUCGAUUUAGCGGAUACGAGAUCAGUGAUCUCGAUUGGGACAGUGAUGAGGAAGGCAUCUGCCCCUGCUGUGGAGAAUCUCACCCAGGCUCGUCCUUCCUGGACUUUCUACUCGAUGAAGACAAUGCUGACUGA
Messenger RNA from Fusarium keratoplasticum, 1413 nucleotides. RefSeq lists its product as uncharacterized. NCBI's taxonomy places the organism in Eukaryota, Fungi, Ascomycota, Sordariomycetes, Hypocreales, Nectriaceae. The transcript has 2 exons. The record is from RefSeq and is a predicted model, not a curated record. Bases 1 to 1413 code for a protein of 470 amino acids.